Molecule: messenger RNA, 5859 nt
Organism: Terrapene triunguis (Three-toed box turtle)
Lineage: Eukaryota; Metazoa; Chordata; Testudines; Emydidae
Gene: SCAI
Product: suppressor of cancer cell invasion
Exons: 18
Coding region: 49-1872 (607 amino acids)
Biological process (GO): DNA-templated transcription
Cellular component (GO): nucleus
Molecular function (GO): transcription corepressor activity
Source: RefSeq, a predicted model, not a curated record
GCUAGCGGUAGGAGCAGCUUCGCCGCGGAGCUGGCGGAGGCGGCGCGGAUGGUGAGAGGAGCCGCCCGGCAGCGCCUGCCCCGCACUGGCCCGGCCUCCAGAACAACAGGCCUGGUGGAGAAGCCUUCUCGCAAACGGAAAUCCAGGACUGAAUUUGCCCUAAAAGAAAUCAUGUCAUCUGGAGGAGCUGAAGAUGAUAUCCCUCAGGGAGAGAGGAAAACAGUCACCGACUUUUGUUACCUACUGGAUAAAUCUAAACAGCUCUUCAAUGGCUUAAGAGAUUUGCCUCAGUAUGGGCAGAAGCAGUGGCAGUCCUAUUUUGGGCGAACCUUUGAUGUUUACACUAAACUCUGGAAAUUUCAACAGCAGCAUAGACAAGUACUGGACAAUCGAUAUGGAUUGAAGCGGUGGCAGAUUGGGGAAAUUGCCUCCAAGAUUGGGCAGCUCUACUACCAUUAUUACCUGCGGACAUCUGAAACCAGCUAUCUGAAUGAAGCCUUCUCCUUUUAUUCAGCAAUUCGACAAAGAUCAUAUUACUCCCAAGUCAAUAAAGAGGACAGGCCUGAACUGGUGGUUAAGAAGCUGCGUUAUUAUGCAAGGUUUAUAGUGGUUUGUCUUUUGCUCAACAAAAUGGAUGUUGUGAAGGACCUCGUAAAGGAAUUAUCUGAUGAAAUUGAAGAUUACACUCACCGCUUUAACACUGAGGACCAGGUGGAGUGGAACCUGGUUCUUCAAGAGGUGGCGGCUUUUGUUGAGGCAGAUCCUGUGAUGGUUUUAAAUGAUGACAAUACCAUCGUAAUCACCUCCAACAGACUGUCUGAAACAGGGGCCCCAUUGCUGGAGCAGGGAAUGAUCGUGGGACAGCUCACUCUUGCAGAUGCAUUAAUUAUUGGGAAUUGCAAUAACCAGGUAAAGUUCAGUGAAUUAACGGUUGACAUGUUCCGAAUGUUGCAAGCACUGGAAAGGGAACCAAUGAACUUGGCUUCACAAAUGAACAAACCUGGAAUGCAGGAGUCGACUGAGAAACCUGCUAGGCGGGAAAAUCCCCAUAAGUACUUGCUGUAUAAACCUACCUUCAGCCAGCUAUAUACGUUCUUAGCAGCAGCGUUUAAGGAGCUGCCUGCGAACAGUGUGCUGCUGAUCUACUUGUCGGCCACUGGCGUGUUUCCCUCAGGUCGUUCGGAUAGUGAAGGUCCAUAUGAUUUUGGUGGGGUCCUUACGAACAGUAACCGGGACAUUAUAAAUGGCGAUGCUGUCCACAAACGGAACCAAUCUUACAAGGAGAUGCACUGCCUUCACCCUGGUGAUCUCUACCCUUUCACAAGAAAGCCCCUAUUUAUCAUUGUGGACUCCUCAAACAGCGUUGCCUAUAAGAAUUUCACAAACUUAUUUGGACAGCCACUGGUGUGCUUGCUUUCUCCAACAGCGUAUCCAAAAGCAUUACAAGAUCAGUCUCAGCGGGGUAGCCUCUUCACCCUCUUUCUGAACAAUCCUUUAAUGGCAUUCCUAUUUGUCUCUGGAUUAUCAAGCAUGCGCAGAGGAUUGUGGGAGAAGUGUCAAGAUUACCUUAGAAAAAUCAACCGGGAUAUCGCCCAGCUGCUGACCCAUUCUCGCUCCAUAGAUCAGGCCUUUCUUCAGUUUUUUGGGGAUGAAUUUCUUCGCUUACUUCUAACAAGAUUCGUCUUCUGCUCAGCCACCAUGAGGAUGCACAAAAUUUUCCGGCAGGAAACUCGAAAUUACCCUGAAACUUAUCCCCAACUGCCAAGAGAUGAAACCGUGGAGAACCCUCAUCUCCAAAAACACAUUCUGGAGCUGGCUUCCAUCCUGGAUGUUAGAAAUGUGUUCGUGGAAAACACCAUUGAUGACUAUUAAAAGAAAUACUUUUACUGCAAUAGGGUUUCCCUAGCCACAGACUUUGAAUGGUGCAGUUUUCUAAUGUGAAAAUCCACAAAAGGAGUUACUUGAUUUUAUUUUAAAAUUUAGGAUUUUUUUUUUUUAAAUAGCUGUUAGCCCAGCUGCCCCAUUCUGUAUGGGGUCAAUUUUAUAAACAAAUCUUUUCACAUCUUUUAAAUGUUAAACUAAGGAAUCCCUGGAGUUCUGUUUUUUGUUUUUGUGGUUGAAAGCAACCACAUCUAGAUCCUAAGCAUAAAAGUAUUAUUGGUCAAUUUUAGCCCGCUUUAUGGAAAUCCUUUAUUUUUAUACAGUUUUAAAAAAUUGGAAGCAAAAACCCAAUAGAAAACCAAUACUUUAUCUCCGAAGAGUUUGGAUUUGAAAUGGUAAAGCUGGAAACACAUCAUGCAAACCGGCAAGAGCAAUAAAAGAAACAGCCCUUCAUAACACAUAUAUUUUUUUUCAAUCUUAGGUGAGUAAUUAGACAAACUUGUGCUAGAACAAAUGGCAGUUGGAUCCGUGGGUUUGGAGUGAUGCUACAGAUGGAUCUCCUAACAUCUAGUGUUCCAUGUAAAUUAGUAAUUUAAAUCUUCUACUGAGCAGUACUGCUGGCCAAGAACACAAGUCCCAUCCUGCCUGCUUGGGUGUAGAUAGCAGGCUGGUGGCACAUAUUACAAAAUUAAUCACGCUGGCCCCAUUUCCUCAGUAUAGUACAGUCUGCCCACCUCCAUAUCUUGGGUCAGAGCCACCACCCUUCUGCCUGAGGAUGCUGGUCCAUAACUCCUCUUGAGUCAGUCAGUAGAGCUGCUUAAUCACCACAGGGGGUGGAGGGUGUCUCCCUUCUUACCUUGUUGAGGGAAUGAAGUGAGUGGCUUCCACAAUAUUCUCAGCCCUUGGUGAGUCUCUGUCCAGAAAUCAGACCAGUCUCCCGUAGUAGUACUGAGUUCCAGCCCUUCCCAACAGAGAAACACCUGGCAGGACACCUCUUGGUGCUGCUGCUGUUGCCUGCUUUAACAAUGGGAUAAUCUUUCAUGGGAUCCUUGUGACCCUAGAACUGCUUUUUUCUUAUGUUAUAAUGAUUAAUAAGUGCUGCCACAGAACACCGCAGCCCUUCAUGCGUGUGGUGAGGGCCCAUCGCUCCACCCCACUCCCUCCUGUCUGCUCUGAGUCCUGCUCUGACAGCAUUUUUCAAAUGAGCCACAGGCAGGCUGAGCAGAGGGAAGGUGUGCGAGGCACAUAGUCAUCAACAAACCCCAAAACACAGCUAGUGGAGAUUGGUUCAUAGGUAUAUCAGCUUCUGCUGUGCCCCUUUAAUUGCACAAUAAUUCCACCCAGACCUAGACAACAUCCAGCAGGGCUCUAUAAAGUCUGCAUCAAGGAUCUGUACGAAAGCUAAGGUAGAGAAGGUGCUUGCUGGAGAAGUAGGAGGGUAAAGCUACCAAGGCAAUGCCCUCCUAGCUUCAGAACAAGCUCCAGGAGCUCUUGUACCCCUUGACAGAAAGGAGGCAUGGAGGGGGGGAGGGUGGAAGCUCUGGAACAGUAGAAGGAUUUGGCUUCUACAAAGCAAAUGUUCUAAAGACCUAAGCUAAUAGCCUGUAGACACUCAGCUUUGAGACUGGCUCCACUUCAGUUACUGGCAGUAAAAAAGCCAGCUUGUCCCAAAGCCAAGACUGAAGCACAACAAAUUUUUGUAGGCUCCAGUGUUUGGUUUUUAAAGAUCUGUAAAAUGAAUAGUGGGCUUUUAACUGAAAAUACUCAUUCUACCAAGAAGGUGUUCACUUUAAAUCCAGUGAAAGGCAAGUCUAUGGAGAUAUGGAUUGUAAUUUUUGUAUCUGAAAUUGCACAACAGAUUGUCAAAUGGCCUGAAAUGACAGGUCUAGAAAUAGUGGUAGCAAAGCAAACUGUGGUCAUCUUGUUUGUGUGAAUAUAAGGUGUAUGGUGCUGGAAAGGCUGCCUUUUGGCUUUUUGUUAUGCAUGGCUGUAUUGCUGUCUGAAGUGAAGGCCAGUGAGGUGCUCCCUGUACUGUAAUGCUGAAAACUCCAAUAGAGCAAGGACACCAUGCUGGACUCUGUUGUGUCCUUAGAGAAUGUAGUGUAUGGUACCAAUGUGGAAUGUUUCAAGCUGUUACAUGAAAGCUGUUUUGUUCUGUGUUCAUUGUUCGAAUGCUGGAAAAUGGGGAGGAGUUUGAGUAGCCCUUUAAUUUUGAGGUCUGGUCCAAUGUUUCAAUUUUUAAAAUGAGUUUGGUAGCUUACUUACCUUGGUGCCUACUUCAGUGGGCCUCUUCAGAAUCACACAGUGAUGUGACCAUCUUCUUAAGACAGACGGGACUAGCCAGGGCCUGAGGGUGCUCCAGGUCAGGACUGAUGCCCAUCACCACUGCUGUAGGAGAGUCCAGUGCAGAACAGUGUGGGUGUUAGAGUAGGCGGCAUGAGUGGCGCUUCCAAAGCACUCGCUAGCACUGUGCUGGGCUGUAGCCAAGUCCUUCACUCCCAUGGGCACUAAAAAUCAAUGGAACAUUAUGAGAAGAAUUCUUUCUUUGAGCAGUUGGGGAUGCAGUUCUCGUCUGUGGAGCUGUGGUUCUUUGGUCAACCUUCUUUAGCUGAGAUUGAGUUUAUUUUAAAAUAUGUAUAUACUCGGUGUUUGUGUUUAUGUACAGUACACACCCACCUACCUGUUGGGUGUGCUUGUAAAUAUGUAUAGAUAUUUGUAUAUAGGAAGGUCUUGAGAUAAGAUAUGUAUAUAUAAAAAUUAUAUAUACACACAGACACCAAUUGGAUUGCAUUCCAUGAGGGUGUGUUAGAAGCAUUCUUCAAGAUGCUGUAGCUGUUAAGUUUGCGGUUGCAUUACCAUUGUAAUCCUCUAUUUUCAGGGGCUUAUGUUUGAUAAAUGAAAUAAUUUGGGGCUAAAACUACAUGCAGCAGGCCUCAUCCAGUGAGCAAGGGGGUUUCUUUUACAACUGUAAAUAUUCCAAUUCACACUGAAAUGAUAAUUGUGUGAUGUGAACCAACAGAAUCCAGGAAAUGUGAAGCUUGAGGCUGAUUUGCCCUUUCCCAUGGGCACGAGGUCCCAAUCACACAAUGGAGUGUUUGCAUUAAAGUUUAGUUUUUUUUCUUUUGUCAUCACUUUCAUGGAGCAUCCUUUGUAUGCAGACACAUUGGGGAAGCCAUGUAGGAAUAUGGAAAUCUCUGUAGUCGCAGCACAAAGGAGAGAGCACAGCAUCCGUAUUAUCUUCCCCCUCCUGCACUUCAACAUUAAAUAAGCUAGCAGCUCAGUCCCAGGUCAUUGCACUGUGACCGUAUUGAAAUCCCAUGGUUAGGUUUGACUGUUGUGGUUCCAUUUCACUUCCCUGCAGCUGGGAAUAGCAUGUGCAUGAGCUUGGAAGAAAGGAUUCCAUUAGCAUGCCCUGUUUGUGUCCUGGUGAACCCUUGUGGAAUGUGGUUUGUGAGCUGAUGGGGAAGCCCUGAUGCUUGUCUUCUGCUCAGCUUGGAUGAAGAAGAGUCUCUGCUUAUGAUGCAUCUGUGUGACUUCUGUGUCUACAGAACCAAGUGAUGUAUUUGGUCCUGCUUCCCCAUUAGCUGGAGUUUGCAGUAGUCAGACAUGGACAUGCAGACAGGGACAUGCAGAGAGGGCUAGUAGGAGAGGCUUGUUUAGAAUCUGCAAAGAAUGAGAACGUUAAGUCAAAAUCCAAACAUGUCCUCAGCUCUGCCUGGAUCUAAAAAGUCAGAGAUGCACUUUUUAAAGGAGUCUCUCAUUCUCUUCUUGGCUAUCUAUCAUAUCUGGUUGGUCUUGUUCAGAAUACUUGCUAUUAAUCAAACUUGACAACAGGGGUUUUCAAAGAGUGAACUUCAUUUAUCUUGUUCUAACAGUUUGUCCCAUUCAGACUUACUUGAACUCAUCCAUUGUAAAUGGUGGAUUCUCUGUUACUUGGACUUCAGUAACUCAACCAGGGACUAAGGGGUCUAUUACAGG